AUGGAGGAUUUCGAGCAGAAAGCCAUCAAAACAGCAGCCAACCCCCCUACAUGGUGGAGACGAUAUGUGGACGAUACACAUACUAAACUGAAGAGGGCCCACUCACAACACUUCACUGACCACCUGAACAGCAUUGACGAUGACAUAAAGUGGGCCACAGAGCCAGAAGUCACCAUCCCUGUGAGCGAUCAGGAAACCGUCGGUGACAGGACCAAGAGAGCCCUCGCUUUCCUCGACACAUGGUCUGUGGUCAAUGAAGAUGGCAGCAUUAAAACCAGGGUCUUCAGAAAGGCAACCCACACAGACCAAUACCUUAACUUCCAGAGCAACCACCCGCUUGAACACAAAAUGGGGGUGGUGAGGACAUUGGUCCAUCGUGCAGAAGCCAUCGUCAGCGAUCCCAAGGAUAAGGGAGUGGAACUCCAGCACGUCAAAACUGCCCUGUCGUUCAACGGUUAUCCUAGUUGGAUCCUGAAAGAUCCCAAGCAUCAGGUUCAGGCAGAACAACAACCCACGCCUCCUACUAGAACCCCCAGCACAGCGAAGAAACGGUACGCGGUUGUCCUCCCUUACAUUAAAGGUUUCUCGGAAGAACUAAGGAGAAUCCUCAAAGGCUAUAACAUCCACGCCUAUUUUAAGCCAACCAACACCUUGAGGGAACUCUUAGUGCGACCUAAGGAUAAGCUGGAUAAACACCAAGUCACUGGACCCGUGUAUCACAUCCCAUGCGGGGACUGCCCAGCUUCAUACGUAGGGGAGACAGAACGAUCGCUUAAAGCUAGAUUCCUGGAAAACAGACGCCCGAGCUCCACCACUUCAGUGGUGUCACGCCACAUUCACACCGCGGAACCAGGACAUAACAUUGACAUUGAAAACGCCAAAGUGUUGGAGGUUGAACCGAGGUGGUACGAACGAAGAGUGAAGGAGGCGAUUCACAUUCGUACGUUGCAACCCACUCUUAACAAGGACGGCGGCCGACACAAUCGCUCUCCAAUCUGGAGUAACAUAUUGAGGACCAGAGUCAGGAGGGGGGCACAGUCGAAUUCGGGAUCCCCGCCGAUCACUACGCCCGAUGACGUCACGAGUGAUCAUGUGACCAAGGACUCAGCUGAGUCCGAAAGCUUAUGA
This is a messenger RNA of Lineus longissimus, 1128 nucleotides long. RefSeq lists its product as uncharacterized. Lineage: Eukaryota; Metazoa; Nemertea; Pilidiophora; Heteronemertea; Lineidae. The record is from RefSeq and is a predicted model, not a curated record. The transcript has a single exon. Bases 1 to 1128 code for a protein of 375 amino acids.